This is a messenger RNA of Acanthamoeba castellanii str. Neff, 555 nucleotides long. RefSeq names its product phosphoribosyltransferase. The transcript has 5 exons. The record is from RefSeq and is a predicted model, not a curated record. Lineage: Eukaryota; Discosea; Longamoebia; Acanthamoebidae. Bases 1 to 555 code for a protein of 184 amino acids.
AUGGUGGCCCGCAAGGUCGGGUGUCCCUUCCACGAGGAGCUCACCAUUGGCGCGCUGACUCCCGACGGUACCACCGAGCUGAACGAGCACCUGAUGAAGCGGUUCUCCCUGAAGAAGAGUGACUUGGAUAACACCAUCGAGCGAGAGCGUCGAGAAGCGGAGAAGAAGAUCAAGCUCUACAGGGGCGACAAGCCGCCGCUCGAUCUCCAGGGCAAGGUGGUGAUCUUCGUCGACGACGGCAUCGACACCGGCGCCUCCGCCAAAGCCGCCCUCCUGUCCAUCCGCAAGAGACAAGUACUCUCGUGGCUGGGCCACAGGCACCCGAGCAAGCUAGUCUUGGCCGUGCCAGUGAUGCCCUUCGACCGCAUCGGUCAGUUUCACGGUCUCGUAGACGACAUUGUGCCCUUGGCUGCACCAAGGAGAGGAGCGCCUGCGCCCACCAUCAACGAGAAGAAGGGCAAAAAGAUAGACGAGGCCAAGACGGAGCGGCAGGCCACGGGUAUACUUCAGGAGGAGCGGGCCGCAGCUGCCCCCCAGGAAGUCACAAGCAAGUAG